Rhea pennata is the source of this 1670-nucleotide messenger RNA. It is a transcript of the gene FAXC, whose product is annotated as failed axon connections homolog, metaxin like GST domain containing. The record is from RefSeq and is a predicted model, not a curated record. Bases 1 to 1227 code for a protein of 408 amino acids. The transcript has 6 exons. Lineage: Eukaryota; Metazoa; Chordata; Aves; Rheiformes; Rheidae. Gene Ontology annotation, cellular component: cytoplasm.
AUGCCCUGGGGGGUCGGGCUCGCCGCGCCCCGCUCCUGCGUGGCGGACCUGAGCCGCAACCGCAGCCUGGCGCUCGGCUGGUGCGCGGGCCCCGAGGAGCCGCCGCACGCCCUGUAUGGGGGGGACAUCGUCGCCUUCCCGCUGCCCGCCGCCGGCGGCACCAUGGCGGCGCUGGGCUCCGACUCCUGGUGGAAGAAGACGCUGUACCUGACGGGCGGCGCCCUGCUGGCCGCCGCCGCCUACCUGCUCCACGAGCUGCUGGCCAUACGGAAAGAGCAAGAGGUUGAUUCAAAAGAUGCUAUCAUACUGCAUCAAUUUUCAAGGCCUAACAAUGGUGUUCCAAGUUUAUCUCCUUUCUGUCUGAAAAUGGAAACUUACUUAAGGAUGGCUGAUUUACCCUACCAGAACUAUUUUGAUGGAAAACUUUCCCCUCAAGGGAAAAUGCCUUGGAUUGAAUACAAUCACAAAAAGGUGUCUGGCACUGAGUUCAUUAUUGACUUUUUGGAAGAGAAACUUGGAGUGAAUUUAAAUAAAAACCUUGGUCCACAUGAAAGAGCUGUUUCCAGAGCAGUGACAAAAAUGGUGGAGGAGCACUUCUAUUGGACUUUAGCAUAUUGCCAAUGGGUGGAGAAUCUCCAUGAGACACGAAAGAUGAUUUCAGUGUGUGGCCCCUUUAGUGACUUGCUGAAGUGGAUUCUCUGCCAUCUGACAAAAGGGAUUGUGAAACGGGAAAUGUACGGCCAUGGCAUUGGCCGCUUCUCUGAGGAAGAGAUAUACACCCUGAUGGAGAAAGACAUGCGAUCUCUAGCAGGCCUUCUGGGUGACAAGAAAUAUAUUAUGGGACCAAAGCUUUCCACUGUUGAUGCCACUGUCUUUGGACAUCUGGCACAGGCAAUGUGGACACUACCAGGGACUAGACCAGAGAGACUAAUCAAAGGUGAACUGAUUAACCUUGCUAUGUAUUGUGAAAGAAUAAGGAGGAAAUUUUGGCCAGAAUGGCACCAUGAUGAUGAUAAUACUCUGUAUGAAUCUGAGGAAAGCAGUGAAGCAAGCAAGACUCACUCUCCCUUGCAGGACUUCAGCUUUUAUUCAAGGACAGAAACAUUUGAUGAAGAAGGGACAGAGAACAGCAUUUCUCAUACCCCCGACACAGAUUACACUGGACACUCCCUCUUUGAUUCGGAUGUGGACAUGGAUGACUGCCGAGAUCAGGAACAAUGCAAGUGAUGUGUACAAGCAUCUCCCCUUUUGCACACAUGCUGUUUCUUGGGAUCAGUCUGAUAUAUUUUUUUCUCCAGGUUUUAAAGAGGCUUGUACCAUUUUGGAAGAGAUCAUUGUGCUUGAUAUGGCUAUCACAUGCUACCUGGACUAUUUCAACCUUAUUUCAUUUUGUGUAACUGUUCAGAUGGAACCAAGGUAAACAGUUAUUUAAAACACACAUGAGAAAACUGGAGGACUGGAGGGCAAUGGUACUUUUCAAUCUACAUUUUACUCUUAUUGUAAAACGGAUUCCAAAAUCAGGUGGGAGAAUCCUUCAAGAAGUGGAGUAUUUUUAAGAGCUGGUUUGUGUUGAGAUGUUAUCUUUGCAGAAAUGGGCUGAGAACAAAAAGGGAAAAAGAGUUACUGGUACACCCUUCUCCCUUGGAAGUAAAAAAUGAUGCAAUAUGGAU